AAUAAGAAAAGUUCUUGUUUAAUGUUUUGUAGCUGGUAUAUGUGAGUUUCUACAAAGAGAAAUCAUGAACUUCAGACUCUCAUCACUGAUCCUGCUGUUACACAUUCAAGGGUCCCUAACAUUGGAUAACUUUAUUGUAACCUGUAAUAAACAGAAUAUUUGUGCUGCGAUGGGGACAUGGGUGACAGUGAGGUGCUCUUACUCAAACAUCAACAUCAAAACUGGGUUCUGGUUCAGUCAGAAACAGAGAACAAACUGGAGAAACAAAGAUGAACCUGAAGAUUUGACUUUAGAUUCAGAUUACUCAGGACGAGUGAAUCAAGAGAUCACUGAAGAUUACUCAAAGCUAAUAAUAUCAGAUGUGAUAGAUAGAGACAGUGGAGAAUAUCAGCUCAUGUUCAUUAUGAAGGAUGGAGUUAAACAUCUCAGCUCAGUCACAGUCAAUCUAACAGUUUCAGUUUUACAGGUGAAGAUGAAUCCUGAAUCUACAGGACAGCGAGUAAAACUGAGCUGUGAUUCCUCCUGCCCAAAAACAUCUGAAUAUGAUUACUACUGGUACAAGAAUGGACAACAUUUAACAUAUAACCAAAACAUAUUUGUGUCAUCCAGUGAAAACACUGACAGUUAUUACUGCUCUGAGUCUGAUUCAGAUCCCUCUUCAUCUAUUUGUCUUUCUAACAGUAGCUGUUGGGGUGUAACUUACACCUCUAGAAGAGUUUGUGCUUUAGUGGGAUCAACAGUAGAUAUUCACUCUUCAUACUCACAUCCAACUGGAUAUACAGUAAAUAAAACAUACUGGCAUUACUAUCAUCAUGGGGAACUCAGUGAUCUGCGUGAGGAUCAUCAGUUUUCUGGUCGUGUGGAGUUUGUGGGAAACACACUGAGAGUCAAAGACGUCAGCACAAAUGACACUGGAAUAUAUCGAUUCAGCAUCAUUACUAAAACAUCAGAUGAAGUUUUUGGUUCACAUGGAGUCGAUCUUACUGUAACAGAUACACGAGUGAUAAGCAGUCCAGACCCUGUGAUAGAUGGAGAAAAAGUGAUAUUAAGCUGUUCAACCGGAUGCACUCUGGAUAACAAACAUACUUACAUCUGGUAUAAGAAUGGACAACAGGUAACAGAUGGAUUGAGAUUAUUAAACAAGCUGUACCUGGACUCAAACAACAGUGAGGAGCUACAAGAAUAUUCCUGUACUGUAAGAGAUUCAAUGGACAAAACCACUAAAACAACUGACAGAAACAAUGAAGAAGCCGACUGUUUAGUGUAAAUAAUCUAAUAUUCAAAUAGAUGAAUUAUUCAUUGAAGUAUUGAGUUUAUCAUUCAACAGUCUUGUGUCAGUGUCAGAUCAACUGUAACAUCACAAUACAUAAAUCCUGUAAAAACUUUGCUAUAGUGCAUCUUUAUGUAGAUGAUACUGUGAUCUACUUUCAUCUUCACUGUCAGGUUAUUAUUAUAUAAACUUUGGGGACAUUAUUUACAUGCAUGUUGCUUUCACUGCAGUUUAGACACUGACUGUGUAUCAUAGCUCUUUAUGUUCUAUAAUUCAUUGUCAUCGUUGUAUAUUUUAUAAUACAGUCUUUUGGUUUCAUUAAGUUUGAGGAGACUGCAGCAUUGAUUUAUUUCUUUAAGCCGUAUUGAGUUAACUUCUUUUAUUUGGGUAAUCUUCUUUUACUAACAAAUAGUUGCUAUGAUUUUGUCUCUUCUAGAUGUCGACUCUUCAGUGUAUUUUGGUUUUAUUCAGGACUCAGUAGAAAAUAUUUUGCUUAUUCUGCAUUCUUGUCAUGAAUUAAUCUGCAGAAUAUAACAACAGCUUGAUCAUUUUAUUAACAUGGGAAAGUUUAAAGCGCUUAUUAAAAGUUUGAAGCUUAUAAAGAAGUUUCUGUUAUAAGAAUGUUAUUGCUAUAGGCUUGAAUUGGGGUAAAUACAUUUACAUGACAUUUUAGUAUUUACGAGUCCUUUACAGGUAUAUUAGUGCAUCUAAAUUUUGUACACUGUUUUUUUUAUUGUACUUUUAAUUUUGUCUUUAUGAAAGGUAUGGCUUCGCUGCUUGGUCUCCCACAGGCCGGGGACACACCUAAUGAUUUUUUGCACAGAUUAUGAAUGUAAUUUGAUUUGAACUACUGAUCAUGCAAGUGUUACCCCAGCGUUAUGGGCCUUCUUGGUUAAAUAAAGAUUAAAUAAAAUAAAUAU
This is a messenger RNA of Misgurnus anguillicaudatus (oriental weatherfish), 2190 nucleotides long. The record is from RefSeq and is a predicted model, not a curated record. Lineage: Eukaryota; Metazoa; Chordata; Actinopteri; Cypriniformes; Cobitidae.